Fulvia fulva is the source of this 936-nucleotide messenger RNA. Its product is annotated as PI-PLC X domain-containing protein 1. Gene Ontology annotation, molecular function: phosphoric diester hydrolase activity. Lineage: Eukaryota; Fungi; Ascomycota; Dothideomycetes; Mycosphaerellales; Mycosphaerellaceae. Gene Ontology annotation, biological process: lipid metabolic process. The coding region runs from base 1 to 936 and encodes 311 amino acids. The record is from RefSeq and is a predicted model, not a curated record. The transcript is spliced from 2 exons.
AUGCGAUUCUCCGACAUCCUCUCGGCUGCUGGUUUGAUAGUCGCAGCGCCUCUCGACUUCCAAUUCUGCAACGGCAACGCCGACUUCUGCAGCAGAAAGUACUCCAACGUCUCUCUCAUCGGCACGCACAACGCACCUUUCGUCGGAGACAUUCGCAAUGGCUUCGUCAACCAGGGCAAGACGGUCACUGAGCAGCUGGAUGCCGGGAUCCGCUUCCUCACUGGCCAGACGCAUAAGCCAGUGAAUAUCUCUUUGGAUCCGUUGGAGGCACUGUACAUGUGCCACUCGAGCUGUGCUUUCUUCAACGCCGGCAAGUUGGUGGACUAUCUGAGCACUGUCAAGGGAUGGGUCGAUGGACAUCCUGAUGAGGUUGUCACUCUGUUGCUCACCAAUGGCGACAACGUGGACAUUACUGUGUUCGAGCCUGCCUUCGAACAAAGCGGGAUCAAAGAUCUCGCUUUCGUUCCUUCCACAACGCCAGACAAGCUUCCAAUGGAUCAAUGGCCGACAUAUGCGGAGAUGAUGACAUCUGGAAAGAGGAUUGUCGUCUUCUUAGACUACAAGGCCAACGAGACUGAAGUCCCGUACAUUCUCGACGAAUUCACAUACUACUUCGAAACCCCCUUCUCACAAACCGACCCAACAUUCUCGCAAUGCAAGCUCGACCGACCCAAGAAUGGACAAGCAGACGGUAGAAUGUACAUCGUCAACCACGUGCUCAACAAAGACCUCUUGCCUGGCGAUGGCGAGGUUGUCGUACCGGAUCCUGACGCUGAUUUCGCUGCCAAUGCGGCGAUAGGGCAAGGUAGUAUUGGUGCACAGUCGGAGCUCUGUACGGAGCAGUGGGGAAGAGUGCCGAAUGUUGUGCUUGUUGAUCGGUUUGAUCGUGGUGAUGUGUUUACUGCGCAGAAUAUGAUGAAUGAUGUUUCUGCUUGA